CCCGCCCCGGUAUUGUUGUGGCGGAGCCGCGGGGGCGGCGGGAGGAGGAGGAGGAGGCGCUUUGUUCCUCCCGGUACCGGGGAUCGCCACCGGCUCCCCCCCUCCCCGACACACACCCGUGGAUGGGGGGGCCGGAAUUGCCCCCCCCGCCGCCGCUCGGGGUCGCCGGUGCAGCGGGGAUUGCCCCCCACGGGACCCGGCGGUGUCCCCAGCGCUGUCCCCAGCGCUGUCCCCCCGGUGCCAUGGCUGCUGUCACCGCCCUGCUGCUGCUGGCCCUGGUCACCGCUGCUGCUGGCACGCCGGGGGCACCGUGGAGUGCUGUGCCCAGGAGGACUGUGCCCUACGAGGAGCUGCAGGACACCGCCAGGCGUUUCUCCCAGGGCGGGGUCUCUCACUACCUGACGCUGACGCUGGACGAGGCCGAGGCGCUGCUCUACGUGGGUGCCCGCGAGGCCGUGUUCGCCCUGGCCACGGGCACCGUGGAGCUCAAGGCGGCGAUCUCCUGGGAGGCGCCCGUGGAGAAGAAGGCGGAGUGCGUGCAGAAGGGCAAGAACAACCAGACCGACUGCUUCAACUACGUGCGCUUCCUGCAGAGCUACAACAGCUCCCACCUGUACGCCUGCGGCACCUACGCCUUCCAGCCCAAGUGCACCUACAUCGAGCUCUCCGGCUUCACCCUGGACCCGGUGGCGUUCGAGGACGGCAAAGGCAAAUGUCCCUACGACCCCACCAAGGGCCACACCGGCCUCAUCGUGGAUGGGGAGCUCUACUCUGCCACCUUCAACAACUUCCUGGGCACGGAGCCCGUCAUCCUGCGCAACCUGGGCCCGCACUACUCCGUGAAGACCGAGUACCUGACCUCGUGGCUCAACGAGCCUCACUUCGUGGCGUCGGCCUUCGUGCCCGAGAGCGCGGGCAGCAGCGGCGACGACGACAAGGUUUACUUCUUCUUCAGCGAGCGCGCCGUCGAGUACGACUGCUACGCCGAGCAGGUGGUGGCACGGGUGGCACGGGUCUGCAAGGGGGACGUGGGCGGCGCGCGGACGCUGCAGAAGAAGUGGACGUCGUUCCUGAAGGCGCGCCUGGUGUGCUCGGCGCCCGAGCAGCAGCUGCACUUCAACCGCCUGCAGGCCGUCUUCACCCUGCCCGGUGCCCGCUGGCAGGACACCGCCUUCUUCGGCGUCUUCCAGGCCCGCUGGGGGGACGUGGACGUCUCUGCCAUCUGCCGCUACCCCAUCCUGGAGGUGAGGAAGGCCUUCGAGGGGCCCUACAAGGAGUACCGGGAGCAGGCGCAGAAGUGGGGGCGCUACUCGGGCGAGGUGCCCACGCCCCGGCCCGGCGCGUGCAUCACGGACUGGCACCGGCAGAACGGCUUUGCCAGCUCGCUGGAGCUGCCCGACAACACGCUCAACUUCGCCAAGAAGCACCCGCUGAUGGACCAGCCGGUGCCACCCCAGCGCGGCCGCCCGCUGCUGCUCAAGAGGGAUGCCAACUUCACCCAGCUCGUGGUGGAUCGCGUGGCAGGGCUGGACGGGGCCACCUACGAGGUGCUCUUCAUUGGCACAGGUGACGGCUGGGUGCACAAGGCGCUGGAUUUGGGCACCCGCACCCACCUGGUGGAGGAGCUGCAGGUGUUCGAGCCGCCGCAGCCCGUCGAGAGCCUGGUACUGGCGGGCACCAAGAAGCUGCUGUUCGCCGGGUCCCGCUUGCAGGUGGCACAGCUGCCCCUGGCAGAGUGCGGGCGCUACCGCUCCUGCACCGACUGCGUGCUGGCACGGGACCCCUACUGCGCCUGGAGCCGCAACGGCAGCGCCUGCGUCCGCACCGACGGGCACAACGGGUCCCACCUGGUGCAGGACGUGCUGAGCUCCGACACCACGGCCUGCUCCGUGCCGCAGGUGGCCAAGCAAGGGCCGCUGACCCCCAAGAACGUGACGGUGGUGGCGGGCACGGACCUGGUGCUGACGUGCCGCCUGGCCUCCAACCUGGCGCGCGCCCUCUGGACCUUCGAGGGCCGGGCGCUGGCGGCGCAGCAGGCGCUGCUGCCGGGCGAGGCGCGGCUGCGGGCGCUGGUGGUGCCCGGCGCGGGCGCCCAGCACAGCGGCACGUACCGCUGCCUGGCCGAGGAGCAGGGCGCCCGCCUGCCCGCCCAGGAGUACCGCGUGGCCGUGCUGCCCGGCCCGGGCGCGCCGCUGGAGACGCGGGCGCCGCCGCAGGGCCUGGGCGCCGUCUGGGUGCUGGCCGUGUGCCUGGGCGCGCUGUGCCUGCUGCUGCUGCUGGCCGUGCUGUCGCUGUGGCGCCGGCUGCGCCACGAGCUGGGCAAGGGCGCCAAGGCCAUCGAGAGCACCCUGGUGUACCCCAUCGAGCUGCCCAAGGAGCCGCCCAGCCCGCGCUUCGUGCCCAGCGCCGCCUCCGACUCGGACGAGAAGCUCUGGGACCCGGCCAGUUAUUACUACUCGGACGGUUCGCUCAAAAUCGUGCCCGGCCACGCCAACGCCGCGGGCGCCGCGCGCUGCCACAACGGGGCCGCCUCGCCGCCCGCGGGCAUCCCCGGGCAGCCGCUGCACUCGCCCACCCGCAUCCACCUGGGCCCCCUGCGCGGCUCGGCCUCCAACGGGUACAUCCGCCUGGCGCUGGGCGCCGAGGAGCGCCCGGCCUGCGCCGACCUGGCCGAGGAGCUGCGGCGCAAACUGCAGCAGCGCCAGCCCCUGCCCGACUCCAACCCCGAGGAGUCCUCGGUGUGAGCCGCGCCCGCCCCGGUGCCGCGGCCGGCGCGGGCACCGCCGAGGGGCACGGCGGAGAUGGUGUCGGGAUCCGGCCAGGGAUGGGUGGAUGGCACCAAAUCCUGGCUGGGGAUGGAAGUUUGACACCAGGACCUGGCUGAGGAUGGAAGCCUGGCACCAAAACCCAGCUGAAGAUGGGUGGAUGGCACCAAAUCCUGGCUGAGGAUGGACGCCUGGCACCAAAUCCUGGCUGAGGAUGGACGCCUGGCACCUAAACCCAGAUGGGGAUGGAAGUUUGACACCAAAACCCAGAUGGGGAUGGGAGCCUGGCACCUAAACCUGGUUGAGGAUGGACGCCUGGCACCAAAACCCACCUGGGGAUGGAAGCCUGGCACCAAAACCCGGCUGAGGAUGGACGCCUGGCACCAAAACCCGGCUGGAAUGGAAGUUUGACACCAGGACCUGGCUCGUGAUGGACACCUGGCACGAAAACCCAGCUGGGGAUGGGAGCCUGGCACCAAAUCCUGGCUGAGGAUGAAAGCCUGGCACCUAAACCUGGCUGGGGAUGGAAUCCUGGCACCAAAUCCUGGCUGAGGAUGGACACCUGGCACCAAAACCCGGAUGAGGAUAGAAGCCUGGCACCAAAACCUGGCUGGGGAUGGGCGCCUGGCACCGGCACCCACCCUGGGGACAGGAUUGCCACACUGGUACCAGCCCUGGGGACAGCAGGGUCACCACAGGCUCUGCCCCUUGUCACCCCAGUGCCAGUGCCCACCCUGGGGACAGCAUUGUCACCCUGGCACCAGGAUUGUCACUUUGCCACCUGCCUUGGGGACAGCCCUGGCACCCAUGGGGGUGGCACUGCCACCCUGGCACCAGGAUUGUCACUUUGCCACCCUCCCUGGGCACAGAGCUGUCACCCCGGCACCGCUGCCACCCGGCCGUGCCACCAACCUUCGGUACGGUGUCCCCACGGAGGGACAGCCUUGGGGACACCCCCGGGCCCUGUGCCCACCCGUGCCCACCCGUGCCCACCCGUGCCCGGUGCCCUCGGGACGGUUUUUUUUUUGGGCUCGUUUCGGGUUUUUCUCCCUGACUUUUUUCUAUUUGCCCUCCCUGCGUGCCCACCCGUGCCAGGGCUCUGUCCCCACCCUGCCCUGGCACUUUGUCCCCUCGUGUCCCCCCUCCUGUGCCCACCCCCUGCACGCCCCCCGCCCCUUUUUGUAUCAGCCCCCGCCCGCUGUAAUUUAUUUGUUACCGAAAUAUAUUUAUUUCUUGUAAAUACCUGAGUAUUUUUAUAUUCAUAAUAAAAGGACUUCCAGAAAAAAA
Molecule: messenger RNA, 4052 nt
Organism: Taeniopygia guttata (zebra finch)
Lineage: Eukaryota; Metazoa; Chordata; Aves; Passeriformes; Estrildidae
Gene: SEMA4C
Product: semaphorin 4C
Biological process (GO): positive regulation of cell migration; negative chemotaxis; neural crest cell migration
Cellular component (GO): plasma membrane; synaptic vesicle membrane
Molecular function (GO): semaphorin receptor binding; chemorepellent activity
Source: RefSeq, a predicted model, not a curated record